This is a messenger RNA of Equus quagga, 3216 nucleotides long. It is a transcript of the gene SLC25A13, whose product is annotated as solute carrier family 25 member 13. The transcript is spliced from 18 exons. The record is from RefSeq and is a predicted model, not a curated record. Lineage: Eukaryota; Metazoa; Chordata; Mammalia; Perissodactyla; Equidae. Gene Ontology annotation, biological process: malate-aspartate shuttle; aspartate transmembrane transport; L-glutamate transmembrane transport. Bases 228 to 2255 code for a protein of 675 amino acids. Gene Ontology annotation, molecular function: calcium ion binding; L-glutamate transmembrane transporter activity; L-aspartate transmembrane transporter activity.
CGUCCGGAUCACGCGCGCCCAGGAGGCCCGGGCCGGGCCCAGCCAAUGGGCUGGCGGCGCCCGCAUGACCCGCGCCGGCGGGAGGGCGUGGGGAGGCAGGCCGGGCGCGCACGCUGCUGCCUGUACCGCUGCUCCAGCCGCCGCCGGGACGGGAAGGGAGCCGCCCGGGCCCGCAGUGCCAGCAAGCCGCUGAGAGGGUCCCGCAGCCCCCGCACCCGGCGUGAAGCAUGGCGGCCGCCAAGGUGGCUUUAACCAAGAGAGCAGAUCCAGCUGAGCUUAGAACAAUAUUUUUGAAGUAUGCAAGCAUUGAAAAAAAUGGCGAAUUUUUCAUGUCUCCUAAUGACUUUGUCAUUCGAUAUUUGAACAUUUUUGGAGAAAGCCAGCCUAAUCCAAAGACUGUGGAACUUUUAAGUGGUGUGGUGGAUCAGACCAAAGAUGGAUUAAUAUCCUUUCAAGAAUUUGUAGCAUUUGAAUCUGUGCUGUGUGCCCCAGAUGCUUUGUUCAUGGUGGCCUUUCAGCUGUUUGACAAAGCUGGCAAAGGAGAAGUUACUUUCGAGGACGUUAAGCAAGUUUUUGGACAGACCACAAUUCAUCAACAUAUUCCAUUUAACUGGGAUUCAGAAUUUGUUCAACUACAUUUUGGAAAAGAAAGAAAAAGACACCUGACAUAUGCAGAAUUCACUCAGUUUUUACUGGAAAUACAGUUGGAGCAUGCAAAGCAAGCCUUUGUGCAAAGGGACAAUGCCAGGACCGGAAAAGUCACAGCCAUUGACUUCAGAGACAUCAUGGUCACCAUCCGCCGCCACGUCUUGACACCUUUUGUAGAAGAAUGUCUGGUAGCUGCUGCUGGAGGUACCACGUCCCAUCAAGUUAGUUUCUCCUAUUUUAAUGGAUUUAAUUCGCUUCUUAACAACAUGGAACUCAUUAGAAAGAUCUACAGCACUCUGGCUGGCAACAGGAAAGAUGUAGAGGUGACUAAGGAGGAGUUUGUUCUGGCAGCUCAGAAAUUUGGUCAGGUUACACCCAUGGAAGUUGACAUCUUGUUUCAGUUAGCAGAUUUAUAUGAGCCACGGGGACGAAUGGCCUUAGCAGACAUUGAACGAAUCGCUCCUCUGGAAGAGGGAACUCUGCCUUUCAACUUGGCUGAGGCCCAGAGGCAGAAGUCCUCAGUCAAUUCAUCUCGACCAGUUCUCCUACAAGUCGCAGAGUCGGCCUACAGGUUUGGUCUGGGUUCUGUUGCUGGAGCUGUCGGAGCUACUGCCGUGUAUCCUAUUGAUCUUGUAAAAACUCGCAUGCAGAACCAACGAUCAACUGGCUCUUUUGUGGGAGAACUUAUGUAUAAAAACAGCUUUGACUGUUUUAAGAAAGUGCUACGCUAUGAAGGCUUCUUUGGACUGUAUAGAGGUCUGUUGCCACAGUUAUUGGGAGUCGCCCCAGAGAAGGCCAUAAAACUUACAGUGAAUGAUUUUGUGAGGGAUAAAUUUAUGCAUAAAGAUGGUUCGGUCCCACUUGCAGCAGAAAUUCUUGCUGGAGGCUGUGCAGGAGGCUCACAGGUGAUUUUCACAAAUCCUUUGGAAAUCGUCAAGAUCCGUUUGCAAGUGGCUGGAGAGAUCACCACUGGUCCCCGAGUCAGUGCCCUGUCUGUCGUAAGGGACCUGGGGUUUUUUGGGAUCUACAAGGGUGCCAAAGCCUGCUUUCUGCGGGACAUUCCUUUCUCGGCCAUCUACUUCCCGUGCUAUGCUCAUGUGAAGGCUUCCUUUGCGAAUGAAGAUGGGCAGAUUAGCCCCGGAAGCCUGCUCUUGGCUGGCGCCAUAGCUGGUAUGCCUGCGGCAUCUUUAGUGACCCCUGCUGAUGUUAUCAAGACACGAUUACAGGUGGCUGCCCGGGCUGGCCAAACCACUUACAGUGGAGUGAUAGACUGCUUUAGAAAGAUACUGCGGGAAGAAGGCCCAAGGGCUUUAUGGAAAGGAGCUGGAGCUCGUGUGUUUCGAUCCUCACCCCAGUUCGGCGUAACUCUCCUGACAUACGAAUUGCUACAGCGAUGGUUCUACAUUGAUUUUGGAGGAGUGAAACCUGCGGGCUCAGAGCCAGUUCCUAAGUCCAGGAUCACACUGCCUGCUCCCAAUCCUGAUCACGUCGGGGGCUACAAACUGGCAGUCGCCACAUUUGCAGGGAUUGAAAACAAAUUUGGACUUUACCUACCUCUCUUUAAGCCGUCGGCAUCUACCUCGGCAGCUGUCAGUGGAGGCCCGUAGGCUGAGCGCCCCUGGGAGACUGUGUCGCUUUGUUGCUGUGGUGAAACGUGCCUCAUCUCAGACUGGACCAAUGGUUCAUUCUUUUCACUUCCAUCUCUUGUUUAAUUCAAGCCAAGCCUUUUUAUAAGGUGAAAUCAUUCAUUUUCUGUGUGUUUUCUUAACCAGAUCGUUGUGAAAUUAUUCAUAAUUCUUUGGGCCUCUGCUCGCAAACCUUUCUUUGUAUCUGACAUUUGCUGGGAUUGGUCAACACUAACAUGAUUUGGGGGAAGGAGCAAGUCUGAAUAGAAAUUAGAGCUGUUUUCCUUGGAUUAAGAUUAUAGUCCCAAAGAGGCUACUGUAAGGCAAUCAUGGUGCUCAGAGCAAAGUGUUUCAUGUAUGUUUAAACUGAUAGGAAACUGAGUGCAUAUUUAUAAAAAUUAAAAACACUGGAAGAAAUGAAAAAUUAUCAGAAGUAGCCAGCCUGGCUUCAGAUUUUAAAUAUGCACUAAUUCUGUCUCUGGGUUGUAUUAUGAAGCUUUUAUGUGAAACAUGUUUUUGUAAUGAAAACCACAUUGGAGAUGUUUAAUAAUCAUAUUCUGUUGCUGGUACCAAGACUACUGGGGGAGAAGUCUUUGUAUGUUAGGGAAGUACUUGUGGCAUUUUAUAAUGUAGACAGAGGAACUAUGAGACUCGGCACCUCUCCUGGAUGUGCUGAUUUUGGGUAACUGCUCAUAUGAUGCACAUGUGCUGAUUACUGCCUCUUUCAGUAAACACUGUCGAAAACGCAUGCGCCCUAUUCCUAGUACCUACCCUGAUCCCCUACUGACUCCCUUAAUUGGCACCCAUUUGCUUUUAAAAUCCACUUUAUCUUGAAUCAUGUAAGACAAAUGUAUUCUAAUAUAAAUUUUUAUUUAAUUUGUGGUACCUGUGGUCAGAAGGCUCAUGUGUUUGUGAAGCACGAAAUAAACUAUUUUUAAAGCUA